UAUGAGUAAUCUCUGUUUCUUUUGUUUGAUUGUCGUCAUCUUUACCGUCUCUCAAGGUAUCUUUAUUUCGCGGAAAUUCAUUGCAAAACUGGAAUUUGAUGAUAAAUUUUCAAAUAAUGAACUAUUAGGAGAAUACAACUCAAAGUCCUUGAUCGAGUGUGGGAUCAUCUGUCAAAGAGAGCGUAGAUGUAGCCUUUUUGGUUACAAUACAAGGUUAAAGAAAUGCCGUAUACACCAUAAGGCAUUCACUUCCGGAACGUCAAACCAGGCCGGUUGGAGAUACAUGUACUAUCAAUAUCUUCCUGUAGACUGUAAGGACCUCCAUGAUUGUGGUAACACUAAUUCAGGGGUGUACGAAAUCUAUCCCCUCGGGGCGCGUUCUAUCCGUGUUUAUUGUGACAUGAUGACACAGGGCGGUGGAUGGACGGUUAUCCAAAAACGAGUCAGUGGAUCCUUAAGUUUUAACAGGAACUGGGCGGAAUAUAAAAAUGGUUUUGGGGAUCCUGAACAAAAUAUGUGGAUUGGAAAUGACGUGAUCCAUCAAUUGACAAAGAAUAAAGACUCCCACCUCUACGUUUCCAUAACUACUCAGAAUGGCACGAAACUGUAUCAGUUGUACUAUCAAUUUAAUGUUUCAAGUGAAACUGAGAAGUUUAAAAUAUUUUUGUCGGGGGAUUCUACGGGGACAUUAGGUGACAGUAUGGUCAACACAGCGUUAACAUGGGAGAAUCAGUCUGGGAUGUACUUUAGUACCCCAGACAACGAUAACGACAAUUGGGAGAACAACUGUGCUGCCUUCCAUAACGGAGGAGGCUGGUGGUUUAAUAAUUGCCACCAAGCUUUCCUUAAUGGCCCCUGGACGCCAGUAGAAUGGAAAUACCCCUGGAACCCUCCGUUUGAGUAUGGAACAUCUGUUUAUGGAACUCUGAUGAUGGUCAGACGUGGCUAAGUAAAUAUAUUCCUUUUUAGUAAGGGACAUCUGUAGGAGAACUCUGAUAAUGGCCAGACGUGGCUAGGUUAAUAUCCUCUAUUCAAGUGAGUGAUAUCUGAUAGAAAUAUAUGCUGCAUGUUUGACUUUGGAAAUUUUUUUUAACGUUUGUAAUUAAUUAUUUCUGUGAUAGAAAAAUAGAACAUUUAUAAACUUCUCUUGUUCAUAUUUGCGAGAGAAAAAGUUUUAAAAAGCUUUUAUUGAAGCAAAAUUACAUUAUUGUCGUCCUGUACAUUUUAAAACUUUACUUACCGGGUUUGUCUUAUUGAUCAUAACGAUUUGAAUUACGUACAAAUUUAUAACAAUUUUACAU
Messenger RNA from Saccostrea cuccullata (small rock oyster), 1301 nucleotides. RefSeq names its product fibroleukin-like. The coding region runs from base 2 to 949 and encodes 315 amino acids. The record is from RefSeq and is a predicted model, not a curated record. NCBI's taxonomy places the organism in Eukaryota, Metazoa, Mollusca, Bivalvia, Ostreida, Ostreidae. The transcript has 5 exons.